This is a messenger RNA of Nelumbo nucifera (sacred lotus), 860 nucleotides long. RefSeq lists its product as uncharacterized. NCBI's taxonomy places the organism in Eukaryota, Viridiplantae, Streptophyta, Magnoliopsida, Proteales, Nelumbonaceae. The record is from RefSeq and is a predicted model, not a curated record.
ACUUAGCUUUGGCACUGUGUGGUUCCAGUCCAUAAAUGCUCAACUCGUCCACAUCGCCACCUUGCAACUACUUGCUGUGCCGAUGGCGAUGCUUUCAAUUACCAAAAGCUGAAAAUUAAACAGCUUUUGCCGCCGUGCUUCUUCCGUGAUUCAUGAAUAAUAUUCAUAUUUCAUAAAGCCGGCCUGCUGCGUGCUUUCUCCUCGAUCGUCUCCAGACAACAAGACAAGAGCCAAGGAUAUGAUGGAGCUCAAGACUAGUGCUGCUUUCAUCACUCUACUCCUUCUCUCCAUCCUUCUGGCCCGGUCAAACUUAUCAGAAGGAGGAUCAGAUGCCACGGUCACGGGUUUAGAUAGGGAAGUGUACGAGAUUGACUACAGAGGUCCAGAGACCCACUCCUACAACCCUCCUCCAAAGCGAUCAGGUGGCCGCCCUUUCAUUCAUCAUGGAAGUACGAAUAUGCAUCAUCCCAGUUACAAGCUUCCAAGGGCUCACACUGUAAAAGACGAAAGGAGUACUGUUCAUAUUCCUGGAGAUAGAGCAUAAGAAGGUUGGAGUUGGAAAUUAACGAGCAGUGUAUUUUGAUGAAUAAUAUGUUGGGAAAUACUGUGGUUACAUCAUAUCUAUCUCUUUCGAAUAGAAAGAGAUAUAGAGGAAGUUGUUCUGUAAAUGAGAAUCGUGAAUGUGUUCGAUCGUUCUAGUUUAGUUUAUGAACAGUUAGUUACGUCCUUUUAACUAUUGAAUGAGUUCCUCAUUAAGGUAGAAACUGCAGGAGGAUCUGUCUGUUGAUUUAGGGAUGUAGCUAGCUAGCUUUGUGAUUCAGUCCCAAAUGAAUUGUAUUAUAAUAGUUUAAUUUGCCAAA